AUGCCCACCCCCGGCGGUGUGCCAGACAUGACGCGUAUGUCGUUGCGCGGCUCUUUGCGGGGCGGCCACGGCUACGCCCCCUCCACCGGCGGCGGCGGCGGUCACAGCAGGCGUGAGAGCGCCACCCUGCCGUUUAUUGCCCCCACCUCCAAUUAUGCCCGCGAGAUGGCCAACGUGGCGAAUCCCGUGAACGCCCGCGUGUCGGAGGGGAACACAAAGGCGGAGUUGCUGCAGGUGAUUGAGCAGCAGCGGCGGGAGAUGCAGGUGCGGACCGAUGGUGUGAACGCCAUUCAGCGCAAUUUUGAGCGUCUGAGUGAAAUGUACCGCAACGACCGUGCCGAAUUGGAGCAGUUGCGGGAGGAGGUGAAGCGCCUUCGUGGGCGGGAGGGGGCGGAUGAGAGUGAGCUGAAGGUGUACGCCGCAGUGCGGGCCGAACUGGAGUCGCUCCUGCAGUCCCACAAGGAGCUGCAGGAGACGCGGCGGCAGGAGCAGCAGAAGUGCAGGAGCGACGCCGAGGAGGCGCAGCGGCGGCUGGAGGCGCAGCAACGACGCUUCACGGAGCUGCAGGGCGAGUGUGACCAGCUGUCCCGCACCGCGAAGGAAGGGGAGGAAAAGAUGGGGCACGUCACCGCGGAGCUGGCCUACCUCACCCGACAGGUGCAGCAGUUUGUGGAGGAGGUGCGGCGCCGGGUGAGCUCGUUGCCCGUGGAGGGCCUCACCCGCGGCGGCAGCGGCCCCGCGCCGGGGGACGGCGACGCCAGGCAAACCGUCAAGGCCGCUUUGGCCGACGCCUGGGACUCGGUCGACGCGGUGUGCGUCUGUCUGCGCACGGCGCAUGCCUCGAUGAACCACAUGGCGCGGGAGCAGCUAUGGCAGCGCAACGCGUUGGUGUCGAAGGUCAUGCAGGAGCUCGAGGCGGCGGCGCGAGGGGCCGUGUCGGAGGAGGAGGCGGCCGCGCGUGAGGCGAUAUACACCCGGCGGCAGGACAAGUUGCACGGGCUCAGCAAACAGGCGGAGUGUGCGCUGCGGCAGGAGGCGCAGGCGGAGCUCGCAGGGGCGCGGCGUAGGCUGCUGCUGCAGGAGCUGUCGCACGACGCCGUCGCCGCGGAACUGCGGCGCCACGUGGCGGAGCUCAAAGAGCGCCUGCAGGCCGCACUGGAGGGCUACGACGUGCUGCAGCAGCAACACCAGGCCGGCAUGGCGAUGCUGAGAGAGACGCUUCUGCAGGAGAUAUGGCAGUUGCGGGAGGGGAUGUCGCAGUUGCAUGGACAACACGCGGCGGCGGCGGCGGCGGCGCAGCAACGCCUACGGGAGUCCGAGCUGCAGCGGUUGCAGGAGCAGCACACGUUGACGUUGCGGGAGGUGGUGGAGAAGUCUGCGGCAGAGUACAACGCGCGGCAGUUGAUCUGGCAGGAGCGUAUAGCGAAACUCGACGAUAGACUCCGUGGACUCACGGCGCUGACGCAUGCCGCACGCACAGAAAUGAACGAACUGCGCGCCAAAAAUGCGGCGGUGUGUAGUGAUCUGCGCACCUCGCGCACGCUGGCCAAAGAGGCCCAGUGCGAGGUGCUCCUGCGGUACGAGACCCAGCUGCGUGAAAACUUGAUAGAGUCAGAGAAUGGGCAACGUGAGAGCCUUCUGGCGAGGGCAGCGGACCACCGUGGGGCAUUUUCCACAGUCGCAGAAGUAACGGCUAAACUGCGCCUCGUCGUCUCACUCUACGCGGCAGCCGCGGAGGAGACGGCGCAGCGCUUCGUGAUCGUGUCGGAUGCCUGGGCCACAUCUCCCGUUAUGGCGUGCGAGCAGGCUCUGCAUGAGCUGCGGCUGCAGGAAAUGGGGCGGCAGGUCCCGAAGGCGCCUUGCUCUUCCCUCCCCGCAUCACUGGCGGAGAUGCGGACGCGGCUGCGGGAACUGCGGCAAGAGGCCUCGGGCGUGCCGCGGUGUCUGCAUGACAUGCAGCAGGAGCAGGCGCGGCUCUUCGCCUCCGCGCUGGAGGACGCCCAGCAGCUGGAGUUGUCGUGGGCGAAGUCCACGGCGCCGCGCCGUGAGGAGGGGCAGCAGCAGCAGGAGGAGGAGGAGGAGGGGCGGGCAAAGGCGACCAUACGGACGGUGAUGGAGAUGCUCAUAGCGGCGGAGCAGGCAACGGAGAGCCUCUACUCAUGCGGCUUAUGCAUGCAGUUGUACCGCAGUCCUGUGACGUGUGUGCCGUGCGGCCACACGUUUUGUGAGUCCUGCCUCCUGCUGCAGCCGGAGAACAAACUGCGCACGAAGAAUAGCGCGUGGUACUGCCCGGAGUGUGCGCUGCGGCCCUGCAACCUGCUGGUGCGUGUACGCGCCCUCGAGACGCUCUCUGGCAACUUUCUCUUCCGAAAGAAGGGGAUGGAGGAGCUGCAGCGCGCUUUCGAUUCCCUGAGGGCGUGCUGA
Trypanosoma conorhini is the source of this 2424-nucleotide messenger RNA. RefSeq names its product metallo-peptidase, Clan MA(E), Family M1. The coding region runs from base 1 to 2424 and encodes 807 amino acids. The record is from RefSeq and is a predicted model, not a curated record. The transcript has a single exon. Lineage: Eukaryota; Euglenozoa; Kinetoplastea; Trypanosomatida; Trypanosomatidae.